CACUUACACGGCAGCUUAACGUACUGUAUUUCGUACCUCAUCCAAAAAAAGUCCAGACCUACAAAAAGCCACUUUGCAUUUACAAUAAGACGUAAGCUUCGUCCCAAUGACUUCGAAAUCAGGCUCUUAACUUGAUUCGUAAUACUAUAUAUGGUUUUGUAGACUCGUCAGCUCUAAGCUCUGCCGCACGCGCCCAGAGCUUGCGACAGAGCUACGUCGUUUCUUACCCUCUAGCUUUAUAUAUAUAUGGUAUAUAUGCUACCAUUCACGACUUUAAGACAUCAUGAUACGACGACUAUUUCAGUUGCCAUGUGGCCUUGCCGCCACUCUCCUGGCAACUCUCUGCUUGAACUCGGGUCAUGUUGUAGCUGGACCCUCUGUCAAUGUUGCUAUGAGAGCUGCAUUUCCAGCACCUCCCUAUCUCGUCGAGCUCUUAGAGACUGCUGCCGGGGAAAACGCAACAUCUUAUUUUCCACUCCUGGACCGGAUCGCGGAUGGCGCUUUUGCGGACACCAAGACAGACAAGGAGCUGUAUGAGAAAUUCCUCCAAAUACUAAAACAAGAUGGGCAUAUGGAGAGUCUAGAGGCAUUGUCCACUUUCAAGCUUGCCCUCUCCAUGAGGUCGGCAGCUCCUAGGAUCGAGGCUCAUUACCAAUACUACGAUACCGCUGUAGCGCCUUCUCUUGAAAACGCUAGGACGGACUGCGCUGAUUGGGUUCUCGUAAGCGGAAAGCAGUACUGCUCAGCUUCGCUUGCGCAUGUCGACGGCCACAUCUCGGGCGAUUCGCAAACACGACCUCUUCCUUUCGACCGUUCUUUGGGAACCGGGUCUGAAGUGAUAUUGUAUGCGGAUAUCACCAGACCUGAAUUUGGGUCAUUUCAUAAAUCCUUAUCAGAGAGAGCCCAAAAGGGGGAGAUAUCGUAUCGUCUGAGAUAUCGUAUUGAUUCAACCGAAGAACGAGAGCCGCUACCAGUCAGCGGGUACGGUGUAGAGCUUCAGCUGAAGCGAACGGAUUAUAUCGUUAUCGACGACCGCGAAGCUGAAUCUGAGACGGUUUCCGCUGCCAAGUCCGCACCUACCGAAGUAGUACUCGACGGCGAAGAGGAGGUAACAGACCUAAAGCCGUUGUCAAGUUCCGAGUUGUCAUCGCUAGGACUCAAAGCUGGUUCUUUUAUCAUGCAAAGCGAAGAUCCUUUUGAAACCUUGGUCAAGUUAACACAGGACUUCCCCAAGUUCUCCACCUCUAUAGCCGCACAUAACGCUUCGGAUGCUUUCGUUCAGGAGCACCGCCAAAAUCGGGCCCUGAGCGUACCUGCUGGGAUGAAUGUGCUCUGGAUGAACGGCGUCCAGCUAAUCGAGCGACAAGUCGACCCGUUCACUCUCGUCGACAGCAUUCGACGGGAGAGAAAUUUCAUCGAAGGCGUUACGAGUUUAGGUUUAAGUGGAAAAGAGGCCGUAUCUCUGCUUGGUCACCGUGAAGUAACAUCUGCCAAAUCUAACGACGAAUCUCGUAGAUUCGAUUGGAGAGACGAGAUUGAAGAAGGCCGAGUCAUCGUCUGGCUUAACAACAUCGAAAAGGACAAGCGAUAUGCCGAUUAUCCUAAGAGCCUCAUGGCCCUUAUGCAAAGAACUUAUCCUGGACAGGUUCCUCCAGUCCGUAAGGAUAUAUUCAAUCUUGUCGUCCCGGUUGACUUGAGUAAACCAGAAGAUCUGUCCCUAGUCGUUGAACGGCUUCAGAGUUUCAUAAAGAGACUGCUACCCAUCCGCUUCGGACUGGUACCGUUAACACCAACGAAUAAUGCCGAAGAGCGAGCAAAGAUAGCCUAUUACUUACUGGAGAACUACGGCCUAUCCAGCUUCAUGUCUUAUCUGGAGGCUUGCAGCACGGGAGACCAUUCUGAACAAGCAAACUUAGACAAGGCCAUCAAAAACCGCACUCUCAAGGACGAGGCCACCCUCCUUUCACUGAAUGAAAUUUUCGAGUCGGAAAACUACGCCAAACAGCUCAAACUUGCGAAUCAUUGGGUAGAGAGACUUAACGCUGAUACUGAAGUGCCUCCGAUGUUUUUCAAUGGCGUGGCCAUACCACGGGAUGACAACUGGCUUCAAAUCAUGAGCAUGAGGAUGAAUACCGAUCUACAAUUAGUGCAACAGGGACUCUUUAUGGGCACAGUUGAUGACGAGACGUGGGUUCCGCAACUCUUUCUGGAGGGAGCAGCCACUCGGCGCAACCUCUACAUCUACCCCAAUGACGAGAACACCCUCAUCGUGUUAGAUGUCAAUAAACUCUACAUCGAGCACAAGGAUCUAUUCGAACAAGUUCCUGUCAUCGAAGCAGGCGAGGAAACUAGCAAAGAGACCUGGGCUACUUUAACAGUUGUCGCAGAUCUAAGCUCGCAACAAGGUCUCCGCCUUCUCCUGUCUGCUUUGUCGUUCCGGCGUAACAACCCUGGCGUGCGUCUUGAUAUCGUCAAUAAUGCUUUGGAAUCGAGCAGCGCGCACGAGAUCAACGCCCUGCUCAAGCAAGAUGUCGCCAAGCUUUUGGAAAUCGAAAACUUGGAGACGCUAGAAGUUCUCUUAUCAGGCCCGAUCGACGUACCGGAUGACGGAUAUAAUGCUGCCCUAUCACGUUUCCUGACAGCUGCCACCGUCGCCCCAGGCACACAGUUUCUCAUCCUAAACGGGCGCGUGAUCGGCCCAUUCUUCGACAACUCAGUAUUUAAGGAAAGUGACUUCGAACUACUACUCGAAUUUGAGCAGGAGACGAGAAUACUCCCGGUUUAUAAGGCAGCAGACGCUCUAAAUUUAGCAGACAAGAUUACGUCUCCUCUAGCUGCUGCGAAGCUUACCUCGAUAACCGCUCUGUCUACCAUAUCAGACCUGCCCGAGGGAAUUUUCGACUCCGCCCCGACCUUCAGAACGACAUUGUUCGAUAGGUGGAAUUCAACGCAUACGAUGAUCGACGUAGGCGACGCCUCCACAGCUAAUAUUCAUUUCGUUGCCGUAAUCAAUCCCGCCAGCGAGGUGGGACAGAAAUGGGCCCCCAUUCUCAAGGUUCUGUCCCAGCUAGACGGUGUUUACAUGCGUAUAUUCUUAAACCCGAAGGAGAAAAUAGAGGAGCUUCCAGUCAAGAGAUUUUACCGCUACGUAUUGGAAUCGGCGCCAUCUUUCGACGAGGAUGGGAAGGUCAGAGCUCUAGGUGCUACGUUCAAAGGAAUUCCUUCGGAGGCUCUUCUUAACCUCGGUAUGGAUGUUCCACCUGCUUGGCUGGUAGCGGCGAAGAUAUCUGUUCACGACUUAGAUAAUUUGAAGUUGAGCUACAUGAAGACCGACGUAGAAGCUAUCUAUGAACUCGAACAUAUCCUCAUCGAAGGCCACUCGCGAGAGACCACAGGCGGUCCACCGCGCGGCGUUCAGCUACUACUUGGAACCGAGCGUGAUCCGCAUUUCGAUGAUACGAUUAUCAUGGCCAAUAUUGGAUAUUUCCAAUUCAAAGCUAAUCCUGGGUACUAUAAUAUUCACCUUAAGGAAGGACGAAGCUCGGAAAUCUUCAAUAUAAUUAGCGUAGGCGCGAAAGGUUAUAAUCCCGUUCCGGGUGACGAAGGCACCGAAGUUGCUCUGAUGGACUUCCAGGGUACAACUCUAUACCCGCGUUUGGAGAGAAAGCCCGGCAUGGAGAUGGAAGACGUCCUCGCCGAAAUUUCCUCAGGUGACGGCGACGAUCUCAUCUCUCGUGGUCUCAAGUUUGCCGAAGGUAUCCUCGGAACAAAACCCAAAGCAAAGCCGGCGUCGGAUGAAGAGCAUGCGGAAAUCAACAUCUUCUCGGUGGCGAGCGGUCACCUCUACGAACGCAUGCUUAACAUCAUGAUGGUUUCCGUCAUGAAGAACACGAACCACACGGUCAAGUUCUGGUUUAUCGAGCAGUUCCUAUCUCCGUCCUUCAAAGACUUCAUACCCCACUUGGCUAAAGAGUACGGGUUCAAAUACGAGAUGGUUACGUAUAAGUGGCCGCAUUGGCUCCGGCAGCAGAAAGAGAAGCAGCGCGAGAUCUGGGGGUACAAGAUCCUGUUCCUAGACGUGCUCUUCCCCCUGUCCCUCGACAAGGUCAUAUUCGUCGACGCGGAUCAGGUCGUCCGGACGGAUAUGAUGGACCUUGUCAAUCUCGACCUGCAGGGCGCGCCCUACGGAUUUACACCCAUGUGUGACUCUCGGACCGAGAUGGAGGGUUUCCGGUUCUGGAAGCAAGGCUACUGGAAGAAUUACCUACGCGGAUAUCCCUACCACAUCUCCGCGCUCUACGUGGUCGACCUUCGCCGCUUUAGGCAAUUAGCCGCGGGCGACAGGCUCAGACAGCACUACCACCAGCUAUCGGCAGACCCGAACUCGCUCUCUAACCUAGAUCAGGACCUGCCAAACCACAUGCAGUUCGUGAUUCCGAUCCAUAGCCUGCCGCAAGAGUGGUUGUGGUGCGAGACGUGGUGCAGCGACGAGAGCCAGAAGGAAGCGCGGACCAUCGAUCUGUGCAACAACCCGCAGACCAAGGAGCCGAAGCUCGACCGGGCUAGGAGGCAGGUUCCGGAAUGGACGGUGUACGACGACGAGAUUGCAGCCUUAGAUCGGCGGCGGAGAGGUUUGGCUACGGAUGGUGAUACCCAGAAGGUGGUCAGGAUUGGUGGCGAGGAAAAGAACACCAAGAGCAGGACGCUUGAGGAGAAAUCUGACGCGAAAACGAGGACCAAAGACGAAUUGUAGAUUUUUUUGGUUUUUGUUUUUUUUUUAUAGAUAUAUAACGCGCCUUAUAUAGACUUGAUAGAGUCUUUUUUUGACGAAGCCGCCUAAGUUGAACUGUUGUGCAUUUUUAAAAUCAUGACAUAUUUCUUUUUCCGGUUAAUAAUGUCGUAUACCGUCAGCAGAUUUAUACAUACAUUCGCAUAAGCCGUACGCGAUUAGGUACCGGUUUCUUUGUGAUCCCCAUCCUCGUCCGGCUUGGCGCAUUAAUAACGAUGCCUAAGCACAGGCGUACUACCCCG
Daldinia caldariorum is the source of this 5031-nucleotide messenger RNA. RefSeq names its product glycosyltransferase family 24 protein. The record is from RefSeq and is a predicted model, not a curated record. Gene Ontology annotation, cellular component: endoplasmic reticulum. The transcript has 4 exons. Lineage: Eukaryota; Fungi; Ascomycota; Sordariomycetes; Xylariales; Hypoxylaceae. Bases 284 to 4753 code for a protein of 1489 amino acids. Gene Ontology annotation, molecular function: UDP-glucose:glycoprotein glucosyltransferase activity.